Messenger RNA from Tarenaya hassleriana, 3000 nucleotides. RefSeq names its product putative receptor-like protein kinase At3g47110. The record is from RefSeq and is a predicted model, not a curated record. Gene Ontology annotation, biological process: protein phosphorylation. Gene Ontology annotation, molecular function: ATP binding; protein binding; protein kinase activity. NCBI's taxonomy places the organism in Eukaryota, Viridiplantae, Streptophyta, Magnoliopsida, Brassicales, Cleomaceae.
AUGAGGAAGUUUCUUUUAUUGGCUUCACACACUCUCUUCACGUUGCUUCAAGUUUCGGGCGUGUUCGGUGCUCAUACGGCCGAGACUGAUAAAGAAGCAUUGCUCGAGUUCAAGUCUCUGCUUUCUCCAGAGAGCAGAGUUGCGUUGGGCUCGUGGAAUGAUGGCUCUCUCCAUCUCUGCAACUGGACCGGCGUUACAUGUGGCCGCAAGCACCAAAGAGUGACCCAGUUGAGGCUGAUGUCGACAAAACUGACCGGAGUGAUCUCGGCCUCUGUCGGUAACCUCUCAUUUCUCAGGUCACUUGAUCUUAGGGGCAACUCUUUUCAUGGCAACAUCCCACAGGCACUUGGGAAAUUGUCUAGGCUUCGGUACUUGAACAUGAGCGGUAAUCUUCUUGGAGGGGGUAUUCCUAUCGGUUUGUCCAACUGUUCUAGUUUGUUGACCCUUGAUCUGUCGGUCAACCGUCUUACAUACAACAUUCCUUCUGAACUUCGUUCAUUAUCUAAGCUAAUCGAUUUAAAUCUUCGUGGGAACCAGUUGACAGGGAUGCUCCCCCCGGGUUUAGGAAACCUGACAUCGCUCGAGAAGUUGAGCCUUGUAGAUAACCAUAUGGAAGGGGAGAUUCCAGAAAGUGUUGCCAAACUGAACAGAAUCAUGGUACUUCAAUUAGGAGGGAACAACUUUUUUGGUGAUUUUCCUAAUGCCUUUCACAAUCUAUCUUCUCUCUGGGUCUUGACCAUAGGAAAGAACAAUUUUUCGGGUGAUGUUGGGCUAGACUUUGGAACUCUCUUUCCGAACCUGCAAACAUUGUACGUGGGCACAAAUCAUUUCACCGGAACGCUUCUUGCUCCAUUUUCCAAUAUCACAACUCUUCGAAAGUUAGAUCUUUCUUACAACAACUUCAUAGGAAGUAUUCCCUUGAGUUUUAGCAAAAACCGAGACUUGGCAUUGCUUCAGCUUGAUGGAAAUAGUCUUGGAAAUAACGCUUCCACUGAUCUUGAUUUUAUUGGAAGUUUGAAUAACUGCACGCAAUUGCAAGUCUUGGGCAUUUUCCACAAUAGACUCGGAGGUGCACUGCCUGUCUCCAUAGCAAAUCUCUCGACACAAAUGAGAUAUUUUUACUUGGGAUGGAAUUAUAUCUCGGGAAGUUUUCCUAUUGGUAUUGGAGACCUCGUCAACCUACAACUACUUGAGUUCGAAAUGAAUCGUUUGAUAGGCAAACUUCCUACUUCCCUCGGAAAGCUUUCUGGACUGGUUGAUAUCGACGGAGAUUCGAAUAUAUCAUUUGAUGGAAGUAUCCCUCCAAGUCUUGGCAAUUGCAGCGGCCUUCACUAUUUGAGGCUUGAGUCUAACCAGCUGACCGACAUUGUACCUCGGGAACUCAUGGACCUUCCAUCUCUUGUGAUGAUAGAUAUCUCGUAUAACUCUUUGGUCGGCCCCUUGCCAGAAAACGUCGGAAAUCUGAAAUAUGCGGUUCAAAUACAAACAACGUACAAUAAAUUAUCGGGGAAAAUACCGCAGACAAUAGGAAACUGUCUUUCAUUGGAAGAAGUUGAUCUCCAAGGAAAUUCCUUGGAUGGAGAAAUCCCAGAUAUAAGAAGGUUAACCGGCCUCCACUACCUUGAUCUGUCCAACAACAGUCUCUCCGGCAUAAUUCCUCGAUAUCUAGUGAACCUCUCACUACUGUAUCUAAACUUGUCCAUGAAUAAUUUCGAAGGGGCAGUUCCGAUGACCGGAGUAUUUCGAAAUGUUAGUGCGAUUUCCGUCUUUGGUAACAAAAAUCUCUGUGGAGGCAUUCCUGAAUUGCAGCUAAAGCCAUGCUCUGUACAAAUGCCUGCAAAGCGAAGAAGGCCAUCCUUGGUCCAUAAGAAAGUGGCAAUCAUUGUUAGCGUGGGUACAGCUUUGCUUUUAUUAUCAUUCCUGAUCGUUGUUUCUCUCUACCGGCUGAGUAGAAGGAAGAAGCAAAAGAGAGAGAAAAAUGCUAAUACUCAGCCUAAUUCUGCCCUGGAUUAUUUUUACGAAAGGAUAAGUUAUGAAGAGCUUCAAAAUGCAACCGGUAGCUUCUCAUCGACCAAUAUCAUUGGAUCGGGUUACUUUGGUACUGUGUUUAAAGGGUUACUCGGUCCCGAGAGCAAGGUCAUCGCUGUUAAAGUUUUGAACCUUUGGAAGAGUGGAGCUGCCAAAAGUUUUAUGGCAGAGUGUGAAGCCUUAAAGGGCAUAAGACACCGUAACCUCGUGAAACUGUUGACCGUUUGUUCUAGCAUCGAUUUCAAUGGAAAUGAAUUCAGAGCUCUGGUUUAUGAGUUCAUGCCGAACGGAAGCUUGGAUACGUGGUUGCAUCCGAAUGAAGCAGAAGUCGGGACGAGCAAUCCCACGAGAACGCUGAACCUUCUUGAAAGACUUGACAUCACCAUAGAUGUGGCCUCAGCUUUGGUCCAUCUUCAUUGUUAUUGCCACAGCCCCGUUGCUCACUGUGAUCUAAAACCGAGCAAUGUUCUUCUGGAUGAUGAUCUCACAGCCCAUGUAAGUGAUUUUGGUUUGGCUCGGCUCCUCGGAAAAUUUGAUCAAGAAUCAUCUCAGAACCAAUUUAGCUCUGACAACAUCAGAGGAACCAUCGGUUACAUGCCACCAGAAUACGGAAUGGGAGGUGAACCGUCAGUAAUGGGUGACGUUUAUAGCUUUGGAGUCCUAGUGUUGGAGAUAUUCACCGGGAAAAGACCUACGGAUGAAUUAUUUUCCGAGGAUUUCACUCUCCAUAGCUAUACAAGAUCCGCAUUAGCAGAGCGUGUGAUGGAUAUCGUCGACCGGUCUAUUCUUGUCAGCGCAGGUGCUCGUAUGGGCCGUGCCGCCAUGGCUGAGUGCUUGGGAAUGGUUCUCGACGUGGGAAUCAGAUGCUCUGAAGAAUCUCCGACGAACAGAGCAGUGAUUGAUGAGGCGGCUAACCAAUUAGUUUCUAUCAGACAGAGGUUCUUCAAAGCCAAGAGGGCAGCUAGGCAGUGA